This is a messenger RNA of Cylindrotheca closterium, 459 nucleotides long. Lineage: Eukaryota; Bacillariophyta; Bacillariophyceae; Bacillariales; Bacillariaceae. The record is from the annotation of a GenBank genome assembly.
AUGGAGUUGGAUGACGACCACAUCCAAGACAUAGCCGCAGCUUGUCUUACUGAGACAAAUUUUACGAUUUUGCAAUCUCCUGCUGGUGCUCUGUGCUUUUGUGGAAAACAGUUGUCCAACAGCUAUCUGAGCCGGCACUGGAAGACAUGCCCAAUUGCAAAGGCAUCAGAAGGCGCCAUCACUAAGGACAAAGUAAAAUACGUCUAUGAUGCUGAGCCCAAGCAAAUGAAGGGUUUUCUCUGUGUGCCAUGCGGGCAAAUUUACAAGAGUAAAAGCUCUUUUGCCAAGCAUUUUUGCGGUGGCAACGAGAUCAAGUGCACUACAUUGGUCCGGUGCCAGGGAAGUCUGAUGAGCUUUUGGAGGAGAGUUCAUGGCAAAAGCAAAAAGAAAAAGGGGUACAACAAGAUAUUUCUGCUGGGCCAUUACAAGAAGAAUUAUCGGAUGAGGCAAUUCUUUUAA